Molecule: messenger RNA, 475 nt
Organism: Calliphora vicina (urban bluebottle blowfly)
Lineage: Eukaryota; Metazoa; Arthropoda; Insecta; Diptera; Calliphoridae
Exons: 2
Coding region: 110-400 (96 amino acids)
Molecular function (GO): chitin binding
Source: RefSeq, a predicted model, not a curated record
AAAGAAACUAUAAACUAUAAUUUUUGCUAUAAAUAGUAAGGCAUCCAUCAAAAUAACAAUAAGUUCCUACAAUUCUCUUAACGAACUACUACAAACUACCAAAGCAAAAAUGAAAUCUAUGUUUUGUUUGACCAUCUUGGCUUUUGCCGUUGCCUGCGUUUUGGCCUGUGAUCCCGAUGGCAAUAAUCAGCCAGAAUGUUCCAGCAGCAAUUUGAAUGCACCCAUUCGCAAUUUCUGGGAUCCCACUCACUACUGGUUGUGUAAAUCUGCUGGUGCUGCCCCUGAAUCUAUACGUUGUCCCGAUGCUCAAGGUUUCGACUCUGCUAAGGGUGCAUGUAUCCCAUUCGAAGAAUGGAAAUGGGCUGAACCUUGUCCCGAAGCCGCCGCCGCCUCUAACUAAAAUGAUCUUUUACACUUAAUUUAAACCAAAAAAAUCCAAAAAUAAAUAUGUAAAGCAAAUUAUUCAGUUAAACAA